GCGCCGCAACGCGCUGCUGCACGAGCUGCGCGCGCCGCUCGACCACUGCGCGCAGGGCGACAACGCAGCCAGCGAGUUCCUGGAGCGCUGGCAGGCGGCCAGCGACGCGCUGGACACGGCGUGCGGCGAGCCCGCGGGGGCGGCGGGGGCGGCGGGGGCGGCGGGGCCGGCGGGGGCGGAGCGGCCGGCCGAGGCGGCGCAGGUGGCGGAGGCUGCGCGCUGCGCCGCCGCGCUCCUCACCGACCUGCCGGAACUCAUGAAUAUGCUUUUCGAACUUCCCAAUAAUCUGUCGGAGAGCGGCAACAAAAAGCUGACGCGGCAGACCGCUCUCGGCUCGGCGGCGAGACCUUCCAACAAACACGGCGAGCGUCGCAGCUCCGUAGGUGCCGGCGUCUGGCGGCGCGUGCGCCUGCGGCUCGAGGGCCGCGACCUGCCGCCCCCCGCGCACCCCGCGCACCCCGCGCACCCGCCGGCACCUGCCCACCCGCCGGCACCCGCGCCCCCGCCGGCACCCGCGCACCCGCACGCGACACCUUCCCGCCGCGCUACGCCACACGAACAGGUGGAAUACAUAAUAUCGGAAGCGACGAGCGUCGAGAACCUGUGCAUGAUGUACGAAGGUUGGAUGGCCUGGGUGUGAACGCGACACGGCGCGACACGACGCGACACUACGCGGCACGACGCGACACGACGCGACACGCGACGCGCCCGAGCUGCGCCUGCGCCCGCCGGCCCGCGCGCUCUCGGGCCCCACGGACGGGGACCCCGCCGGGUCCGAACGGGACCCGGAUGCCACCACCAGCCCGACGUGCCCCGCUGCGGGACACAGGCCUCCUGCGGGGGCUCUCUUAGCGCUUACCGUAGAGGCCAGCCACGACACGACUCGGUUGUACGGCUUUGUCUACUCUGUAGGUUUAAUUGAGCUCAUUUUCUGCUAUCCGUACUCUGUUGGUCUUUGAUCUCCAAACGAUCCGCACCAGCUCGAUACUUGCCGUUGGCUCUAGCAGUCUCGCAAUCGCUCGGCGAGUUCGACUACACGUAGUUGCAUGCAUUAUUUCAUUGGUUAGACUUAAAGUAGUAUACGUUUUCGGUUAGAGGGCGCUGGAUGUCAGUCGAGGUUUAAAAAAAUUAAAUCAUCUCUUACUUUUAUUUAGGCUUAGAUCUUUUAGGAAUAUCGAGCGUUCAUCGACGAUUCUUCAGUUGCUUAUAAAAAAAAUCACAUCCCUUAAAAAUACCUUUCAAUUCCGGGCUAAAUAAUCUUAACUUCAGAUAAAUGCCUCAUUUUCUUUUGUUCAUAUUUGUUUUACCUCAGAAAAUGAGCUCCCAUAUGCGAUAUAUAUGCGCUCUCGUUGAAUGUAACUUCAUAUCUUCUUAGUGUAUAGAGUGGUUGUGGCGGGAACUCGCAUUUUAUCGUAAUAAUUACCCUUUUGCAUUUUAUUAUACUACUGUAUUCAUAUUUCACAUAUAGUUUUAAUAAUUGAUAUUAUGACGGCGUAAGAUAGGAUUUUUGUUAUCUUAUUUAUAUUUAUGUAAGUUAACGUUAAAAUUGUUGUUAUAAAUAUUUAAUGUUCAUCUAAAUUAUUCCAAAAUUCAAAAGAAUAUUUUUAUCGGGUAUUUGUUACGACGACGGAGUUCCCUGAGUAUGUUUGUAUCGCUUCAUUACUAUAUUAUAUAAUAAAUGGUGUAUGUCUAAA
Zerene cesonia (dogface butterfly) is the source of this 1694-nucleotide messenger RNA. RefSeq names its product extensin-like. The record is from RefSeq and is a predicted model, not a curated record. Bases 257 to 640 code for a protein of 127 amino acids. The transcript is spliced from 5 exons. Gene Ontology annotation, molecular function: protein binding. Gene Ontology annotation, cellular component: nucleus. Lineage: Eukaryota; Metazoa; Arthropoda; Insecta; Lepidoptera; Pieridae.